CCGGGUGCCGCGCGGCCGGCGGCAGCAUGAAAAAGAACCAGACGGUGCAGGGCACCUUCAGCAAACUCUUCGGCAAGAAGCACGCCAACCCCCCCAGUACCUCCCUCUACGCCACCAACCCCCCCUGGAUCUUCACCCAGGAGGCCCCGGAGGAGGGGAGCCGGGACUUCGGUGCUAUCUAUUAUGGAGACAAUCGGUUUGACUCUGUGAGUGAGUCAGGAACAGCCACACUGAAAGCUCGGCCAAGAGUCCGGCCCCUCCUGACCUUCCUUCCGCUGAAUGCCCAGGAAAACCAUGGACUGGCUGUGCCCACCCCCUCUGUCCCAGGAGAAUUUGCGGACAAAGAAGUGACAGGUACCAGCUCACUAAUCAAUGGCAACCUCCGACUGUACAGCUCUGUGGGUGACCUGAGGCCUGGGCACUAUGGGCAGGACCCACUCAUUCCCCCACCUCCCCCAGGCCCAGCCCCAGGGCCACCCACAGACGCUUCGCAACCUCAAGAGGGGUCCCCCCCCCCCCCACCUUCCAUGGCGCCCCCGCCACCUCCCCUGCUACUGGAACCCCCACCCCCACCCAGCACGGCCCCACCCCCGCCCCCAGUAUUGGGGGCCCCAGCCCCUCUCUCCACCCUUUCCUCCCCAUCCACACCCACCCCUCCGGACUUCAUUCCUCCUGCUCCACCCUUGGCCUCUCUGGUCCCACCCCCAGCCCCACCCCCUCUGCCAGCCCCAGCACCCCCAGCAUCUCCUCACACGACAGGGACUCGCCUCUUUGCUCCUGGGGGUGUCACCAAGUGGAAAUCGGAGGUAGCGCUGAAUGGAAGGCAGCCAGAGACCCCCAGAACCAGCCCCCCCCAGAGCCCAGCUGAGCCAAAGGGGAGCCUUCUGGGGCCCAAGCCAGACCCCCACCUUACUUUCCCACGCUCAUUCAAGGUGCCUCCCCCAACCCCAGUCAGGACUUCAUCCAUCCCAGCUCAGGAAGCACAGGCGACUCCUGUAGAGGAAGGGGCCACCAAGAAAGCCCCCCACCGACUCCCACUGCCUCCCAGCUUCCACAUCCGCCCCGCGUCCCAGGUCUACGCAGACCGGGCCCCUGAGCCAGACCACUCAGGGGAGCUCAGGACUACAGCACCGGCCAGCCCCGGCCUGGGCCAGGGCCAGUCCUGGACUAAGGAACAGGCUGAGACUCUGCCACCAGCCCCUCCCCUGCCCUCUCCCGCACCCCCGCAACCUCCCCCUGCACCACCACUUCCCCCAGCUGCCCCUCCUUUACCUUCCGCUGAGAAGGCGGUGCCUCAGCCUUCCGGGUUUGGGAAAAGCCGCCCAUCCAGCUCCCCUGCUCCCAAACCCAAACCGAACCCCCCCAGCCCAGAGGACGCAGCCUCUUCAGCACCUGUGGACUGGAGGGACCCCAGCCAGAUGGAAAAGCUGCGGAGUGAGCUGGCAGCCUAUCUCUGUGGCUCUAAGAGGGAGGACCGAGUCCUCAGUCACUGGGCUGGCCCCAUGGUGGUGGCCUCCCAGGAAAAGGAGGGCAAGAAGGGCCCCAGCCCACCGGAGAAGGAGGUCCUCCCGAGCAUCCCUGAGAAGAGUCCCUGCAGCCUGCCUGACAAGGGGGCUGCCACCAGCCUCACCCUCCCUCCUGUGGACUACAUCCCCCAAGAGUCCCCUGCUCCCAGCGUCCGGCAGAUCCGCAACGAGCUGGAGGCCCGCUUUUCCUCCUCAGCGGAGAAGGAAGCCAAGCCCUGCAUAGGGUCUCUGCCUCCCAAGCCUCAACUAGAAGGGGGAAGAAGCUUUGAAAACAGGGGGACUAAUGGCAACUUCUCUAAGCCCGAGGCCAAGAAUCUCCCCUCUCUAUCCACCACCCCUCUGACAACCAUACCACUUCAGUCCAAGGCCACGCCUGGGCCAGCCACACCACCCAAGGCCACGCCUGGGCCAGCCACACCACCCAAGGCCACGCCUGGGCCAGCCCUACCACCCAAGCCCGGGCCCGGGCCUGCCAUACCAUCUGCAGCCCCACCUGUGCCCACCACAUCUCCCCAGCCGACAGAGAACCUUGUCCCAGCUGGGCAGUGGGAGAAGCCCAGACCUCAAGAACUUACAGUGCCCGGCCAGCUAGAGGCAGAAGGGCGCCCCACAGAGCCCAGUAAGCCUCUUACCCCAGGAGCCCUCUCAGCUCCAGCCUUCCCACCAAAGAGAUCCCCUGGCGGGGAAGAGGUGACAUUCCUCUACAAGCUCCAUCGCACCCAGAAAAGCCCUAGCCAUGAGGUUGCCGUGGGGAUGGCACCACUGGCCACAGGUUCAGCACACAGGUCAGGGGGACCUGAGGAGGAGAAGGAGCCCCAGGGACAGCCAGCCAAGCCCCCCACCUCGGCCCAGCCUGCCAACGAACUCCUCAGGCAUCCGGUGACCGGGGAGAUGGUGCAGCCAGGCUCCCCAAUGGCUCUGCUCCUUGCCGCCAGGCAGAGGGCCCAGAAGGGGAGGCCGGGAGGGCUGGCCCUGAGCCGGUCCUCCCUGCCCGGGAGCCUCCGGGGCCACAGCAGCCAGCCCCAAGCAGGCUCUGACAGCAUCUUCCACAACGACGGCCGGCCCAACUCCUUCACUGUGGUCCCCAAGUUGCCCAAGGAGGCUGAGAAUGACACUCAGCUGGCCUCACUGUCACAGCCCAUCAUACUUAGUCAGUGGAAUCCCCAGCUCUGCGGAGACCCGGAGGGCACGGCGCCAAGCCUGAGGGACAACGGGACAAAGGCAGAGCCCCACGCCCCGGUGGCCUCGGUGGCCUCGGAAAGACCAGCAUCCUCCAACCUCCCCCAGGGCCGCGUGCUGCCCAAAUCCUUCUCCUCCCCUCCUUCCCCUUCCUGCAAGGACAACAAAGACAAAGACGAUGAGGUGGGGGAGUUCCACUUUGAGGUCAUCCCGCCGCCGCCAGAGUUCAGCAACGACCCCGAGCCCCCCGCCCCGGCCUUUCAGUAUUUGGGGCGCCGGGGAUCCCCUCCCCGGAACAACUUCUCAAACUUGGGGCAGCCCUCGGGGCCUCGCAGCUUCUCCCGCAUUCCGGCCGGCGGGCACCACGCCGGGGCUGGGGGCCUGGAGCGCUUCUCGGGCGGGGGCCGGUCGCUCAUCAAGAAGCGCCUGUAUGUCGGGGAGCCCCACCGCAGCCCAGGGCAGCCUCGCGGCGGCACCGGCCGCAGCCUCAGCUCCCCAAACUGCUUCGGGCCGCCACCAGGAGGCCCGGAAAUGCGGCGCGUCAACUCGGCGGGCCGCGCGCUCCCUGGAGGCCUGCAUGCGCGAAGGCUGUCCAUGGAGGGCGCAGCCCGCGGGGAGGCCAAGUUCAAGGCGCCCGGAGGCGACUACGGCUUCACCCCUGUGGCCGGCAGGUCUCCCCACAGCACCCACCACUACGGAAGCCCCAUCAACACAUUCACUGUGAGGCCUGGGACCCGCCAUCCCAUCUCCUAUGCCUACUCCGGGAACCACCGGCAAGCCCCGUCCUGAGCCCCAGGUGUUCUCAGCUCUACUCCGAGGGGCCAGAUCUGGGCACUUGUUUUUGUGGGGGUGGGAGGGGUAUGGCGGGCG
Messenger RNA from Lontra canadensis (Northern American river otter), 3575 nucleotides. It is a transcript of the gene CUNH6orf132, whose product is annotated as chromosome unknown C6orf132 homolog. NCBI's taxonomy places the organism in Eukaryota, Metazoa, Chordata, Mammalia, Carnivora, Mustelidae. The record is from RefSeq and is a predicted model, not a curated record.